Pyricularia oryzae 70-15 is the source of this 345-nucleotide messenger RNA. RefSeq lists its product as uncharacterized. Lineage: Eukaryota; Fungi; Ascomycota; Sordariomycetes; Magnaporthales; Pyriculariaceae. The record is from RefSeq and is a predicted model, not a curated record. The transcript is spliced from 2 exons. The annotation marks the transcript as partial.
UCUAUUCGCAUACAGGAAAGCCAAGAUCUAGAACAGUCCCUCCGGUGCACAAACCUCCUCUUCGUUCGCUCGGCUCUGUCUAGCUACGACAUAGCUGUGGUUGUGUGUCCGACCGUCAAGAGUAUACACCGCCGCAUGUCAGGGCGCAAAGCAAAUCCUUCAUUCUGCCCCAACAUUGCAAGAGACAGGAACAAAUUAUUCUGCUCUUCCAAGAAACCAAGUCCAUCCUCGAGACACAAGUUUUUCUGGGCACCACGCCCCAAAACAACUUGACAUAAGAGUCCGACUGACACACCCAGCAUAAGCGAAACGCAAAAAGGACAAGAAAAGCAACAUAUAACGCUG